Molecule: messenger RNA, 2470 nt
Organism: Euleptes europaea (tarantolino)
Lineage: Eukaryota; Metazoa; Chordata; Lepidosauria; Squamata; Sphaerodactylidae
Gene: DHX35
Product: DEAH-box helicase 35
Exons: 23
Coding region: 37-2397 (786 amino acids)
Cellular component (GO): intracellular anatomical structure; catalytic step 2 spliceosome
Molecular function (GO): RNA binding
Source: RefSeq, a predicted model, not a curated record
GGGCUCUUUCGCUUCCUCUCGACCUUUCACCCCAAGAUGGCGGCGCCCGUGGGUCCGAUGAAGUUUUGGAAACCCGGCACAGAAGGACCAGGGGUCAGCCUGUCCGAGGAGAGACAGAGUCCUAGUGAAAGCUCUGGAGUUUCAGUCAUCUAUAAUCCCUAUGCUUCCUUUUCUAUUGAACAGCAGAGGCAAAAGUUACCAGUUUUUAAGCUUAGAAAUCACAUCCUUUACCUGGUAGAGAACUAUCAGACACUGGUAAUUGUUGGUGAAACAGGAUGUGGGAAAAGCACACAGAUUCCUCAAUAUUUAACGGAAGCCGGGUGGUCCGCCGAAGGGAGAGUUGUGGGCAUAACACAGCCUCGGCGAGUUGCCUGUGUUUCAAUUGCAGGCCGGGUAGCUGAGGAGAGGGGUGCCCUGCUUGGUCAUGAAGUUGGUUACUGCAUACGGUUUGAUGACUGCACUGACCCGCAGGCUACAAGAAUUAAGUUCCUGACUGAUGGGAUGCUGGUGAGGGAAAUGAUGGCUGAUCCACUAUUAACAAGAUACAGUGUGAUCAUGUUGGAUGAAGCCCAUGAAAGGACCUUGUAUACAGACAUUGCCAUUGGCUUAUUAAAAAAGGUUCAGAAGAAACGAGGGGAUCUUCGUCUGAUUGUAGCAUCAGCUACACUGGAUGCAGAGAAAUUUAGGGAUUUCUUUAACCAAAAUGAGACCAGUGACCCGAGCAAAGAUACCAGCAUGAUCCUUACCGUGGAAGGCCGAACUUUUCCAGUGGAUGUCUUCUACAUUCAGAGGCGCGGACUUCAGUGGAGGAGGGCUUCGGGAACCUUCCCCCGUCCCCUUCUGCACCGGCCAGCUGGAGCAGACUUCAGACGAGUGCUACGGGGACUCGGUGGAAUCUUCAUGCUUUUCCUCCCCUGGAAUCUUAGUCCUUCCCUUCCCCCUCCACAGAAGGGAUAUGGGCAAACCUGGCAGCACCUUCGUGCCCUCUCUCCUCCACAAAAGGAGAUGGACAGUCCAGUUCCAGACUAUGUAAAAUCAACUGUGGAAACAGUCAUGAAAAUUCAUCAGACAGAAGGUGAUGGAGAUAUACUGGCAUUUUUAACUGGCCAGGAAGAAGUGGAAACGGUUGUUUCUAUGCUGAUAGAACAGGCUCGGGUCUUUGCUCGCACAGGGAUGAAGAAACACCUCCGCGUAUUGCCUAUGUAUGCUGGGUUGCCUGCUUCUGAGCAGAUGAAGGUGUUUGAGAGAGUGUCUCACAAUGUCAGAAAGGUAAUUGUUGCCACCAAUAUUGCAGAAACAUCCAUCACAAUCAAUGGGGUUUCAUUUGUGAUUGACUGUGGCUUCGUUAAGCUCCGUGCCUAUAAUCCCAAAACAGCCAUUGAAUGCCUUGUGGUUGUCCCUGUAUCAAAGGCAUCCGCCAACCAGAGGGCAGGACGUGCGGGCAGGAACCGCUCGGGCAAGUGCUACAGACUUUACACAGAGGAAGACUUUGAGAAGUUGCCACACUCCACAAUUCCAGAGAUGCAGCGCAGUAACCUGGCACCAGUCAUCUUGCAGCUUAAGGCUUUAGGAAUCGACAACGUGCUUAGAUUCCCUUUCCUCUCACCUCCGCCCGCUCAGUCAAUGGUGCAAGCAUUGGAGCUCCUCUACGCGUUAGGAGGGCUUGAUAAAUAUUGUCGUCUCACGGAACCUCUUGGAAUUAGGAUAGCAGAGUUUCCUUUGAAUCCAAUGUUUGCAAAGAUGCUACUGGAAUCAGGGAAUUUUGGUUGCUCCCAGGAGAUUCUGAGUAUUGCAGCCAUGAUGCAGAUCCAGAAUAUCUUUUCAAUUCCUCCAAAUCAAAAGUCACAAGCUAUCAGAGAACAUAGAAAGUUUGCAGUGGAGGAGGGUGACCACCUCACUAUGCUGAAUGUCUAUGAAGCCUUUAUAAAACAUAACAAGAGUUCUCAGUGGUGUCAGGAUCACUUCCUGAAUUACAAAGGUCUUAUCAGAGCCACAACUGUGAGAGAACAGCUGAAAAAACUUCUUGUCAAGUUCAAAGUACCAAAAAAGUCCAGUGAAGGUGAUCCUGAUCCUGUUCUGAGAUGCAUAGUUGCUGGAUUCUUUGCUAAUGCAGCCAGAUUUCACUCUACUGGAGCAUACAGGACUAUUCGUGAUGACCAUGAACUACAUAUCCACCCCACCUCAGUACUGUAUGCAGAGAAGCCACCUCGCUGGGUGGUCUACAAUGAAGUUAUCCAGACUUCUAAGUAUUACAUGCGAGAUGUGACAGCUAUUGAGUCUGCUUGGCUGUUGGAACUGGCUCCUCACUUUUACCAGCAAGGAACGGUACGGACUCGGCAUAGACUCCAAACGCAUCUUUCUCUGAAAGCCAAAAGAACGAAAGUUGAUGACCACUGAUGCUCCAUGGCUGUUGAGCUUCCGGCCGUGUGAUGCUGAACCUGCCGCUGAAUCGAAACUGUGCUACAGACCC